Molecule: messenger RNA, 1800 nt
Organism: Endocarpon pusillum Z07020
Lineage: Eukaryota; Fungi; Ascomycota; Eurotiomycetes; Verrucariales; Verrucariaceae
Exons: 1
Coding region: 1-1800 (599 amino acids)
Source: RefSeq, a predicted model, not a curated record
AUGACUUCCUAUGUCUACCGACCCUUGCGGAAUGGAGAGAUCCGACUUUUCAAUCUGUCAUUGGGUAGUUUGGAUGAUCCCCUGGUAGGCCGGCUGACACAUCAUUCGGUCGAUGCAGGGGUCCCGAGUUAUACAGCACUUUCUUACGUAUGGGGAAACGCAAUAUCACAUGUUCCAGCUCGAAUACUCCCCAACGCCUCAAAAUGCAUCACCUUCAACCUUGAAUGUGCGUUGCGGCAUCUACGAAGCCUGGACAGCGAAAUACUCCUAUGGGUGGACGCUUUAUGCAUCAAUCAGGAUGACAAUGCUGAGAAAGCCCAACAGGUCGGCCUGAUGCGCGAUAUCUAUGCUAUGGCCUCCGAGGUCGUAGCGUUUCUCGGCAAUGAGCGCUGUAAACUCAGUGGUGCUACAAAGUUGGCAUCGCUGAAUGCAGAAGAUCGUGCGGUUACUGGAAGCGGUUCCGGUCCAUGCCUGACUGACUUUCUCGAUUGGGCUCGGACAAAGGACCAGGACUCUGUAUGGCAUGGAUUGUUCAGUGUGCUUUGCAGUAGCUGGUUUUCACGGUUGUGGAUCAUCCAGGAGGCCCUCGUAGCUCGAAAGCUCUCUUUUCGCUGCGGCACUGAAUCAGUAUCUGUCCAAGCACUAGCAGGCCUUGUCAGCGAGAUACCUCAUACAGUCAGUCCAUCUCUAAGAGGGAACUCAGCGGAACAGGAAGCUUGGAAAUACAUGCUCAACAGCAUAGGGCUCAUCCGAAAGAUAGCUUCCAGAAACUUGGUAGGUGCCCAUACCAGGCAUAAAGCAGACCUACUGGAACUUUUGUGGAAUUAUCGUGGACAUAAAGCAAGUAAAGCAAGAGAUCAUCUGUUCGCUCUUCUUGGCCUGGCAAAUGUACCUUAUAAUACGCUACUCAGUCCAGACUACACGUCGAAUUUAGAAGUUGUCAUAUACCGCUAUGCUCGGUUUUUUGUGGAAUUCGACAAAGAUCCAAUUCGUCUACUAUACUCUGCUCGUGGCAUCUCCAAUGAUGAUCGCUUUCCAUCUUGGAUACCAAACUGGAUACUAGACGAGGAAGAGCCCGGAAGAAGCUGUCACAUAGCAUGUCGUUUUCUUACACCUGCCAAAAGAUUUUAUUCUGCCGCUCUCUCAACACCACCAAGCAUGCGAAUCGGCAAAACAGACAAUGUGGUCAUCGUCACUGGUAGCAUCUUCAGCUACCUCACGGUGCUUGGAGACAGCCACUGGGAAGAGGUUGACCAGGAGGAUAAUCACGUCCAACGCUGUCUAGCGUACAUCCAGGAAUCCGAUCACUUCGUUCACAAACUGUCCACGUAUCCCACCGGUGAAGAGUUAGAGGACGUGAAGAUCAGGCUGUUGGUGGGCAACCGAGCUUGGAACCCGGGCUUAAGCUAUACAUAUCUCGAAGAUGACUAUGUUCGACAGUAUAAAAAUUUUCGCCAGAAUUUUGAACAUACUCGAAAGCCACAGCAGCGGUUGAUUGCUUUGUUUGAUGCCGCAAAGAACAAGGAAAAAACCAUUGGCUAUAUCAACGCUUUGCUCAACAUGACUGAUGUGAGACUCUGCCGCACCAAAAAUGGCUACCUGGGACUAGGUCCUCCUGGCGCACAAACUGGCGAUGCGGUAUGUAUCAUCAACGGUAGCUGCGUUCCAUUUGUUCUCCGUUCCUCCCCAGACGUCAAAGGGUCUUUUCAGCUGGUAGGAAAAUGCUACAUCCACGGAAUCAUGGAGGGCGAGGCGAUGCAGAUAAAGGACUUGGUCCAAAAGCAAAUCAGCUUGGUGUAA